This is a messenger RNA of Onychostruthus taczanowskii (white-rumped snowfinch), 1037 nucleotides long. RefSeq names its product Ras homolog, mTORC1 binding (gene RHEB). The transcript has 9 exons. Gene Ontology annotation, molecular function: GTP binding; GTPase activity; GDP binding. NCBI's taxonomy places the organism in Eukaryota, Metazoa, Chordata, Aves, Passeriformes, Passeridae. Bases 133 to 717 code for a protein of 194 amino acids. The record is from RefSeq and is a predicted model, not a curated record. Gene Ontology annotation, cellular component: plasma membrane. Gene Ontology annotation, biological process: small GTPase-mediated signal transduction.
CCGGCCGCCGCCGCUCCCCCCGCGCUCCCCGCAUGUCGCUGGCGCCGCGCCCCGCGCCCCCACAGCCGCCCGCCGCCGCCCUCCGCCGCAGCCGCCGCCCUUGAUGUGGUUCGGGGCCGGGCGGGGGAGAAGAUGCCGCCGUCCAAGUCCCGCAAGAUCGCGAUCCUGGGCUACCGGAGCGUGGGAAAAUCUUCACUGACGAUCCAGUUUGUGGAAGGACAGUUUGUUGAUUCAUAUGAUCCAACCAUAGAGAACACUUUUACAAAACUGAUCACAGUAAAUGGCCAAGAAUAUCAUCUUCAGCUGGUUGACACUGCUGGCCAGGAUGAAUACUCCAUAUUUCCUCAGACGUACUCCAUAGACAUCAAUGGCUACAUUCUUGUUUAUUCAGUCACGUCAAUAAAAAGUUUUGAAGUGAUAAAAGUUAUCCAUGGCAAGUUAUUGGAUAUGGUGGGAAAAGUCCAAAUACCCAUUAUGCUGGUUGGAAAUAAAAAAGACCUGCAUAUGGAACGGGUGAUCAGCUAUGAAGAAGGGAAAGCUUUAGCAGAAUCCUGGAACGCAGCUUUCUUGGAAUCUUCUGCUAAAGAAAAUCAGCACAGCAUCCAAACCUUCCGUGCAGUCAGCCACUCAGGACAGGCUCACCAUGCAAAAGGAGGCGUGAGAUCCCUGGAGCCAAUGGAUUGUUUGACUAUUGCUCGGGAAGUUGUUUGCGAGUGAUCCCAAACGUUUUUGCUACUGGAACUCCAGGCUGGCCAAGCAGCUCUGCUUUGCUUUGUGCAAAGCAGAGGGAAGGAGAGACAAGUGCCAGCUUUAUUUGGAAGUCCUGGGUUUCAGUGAGAGCCUGCUCUGUGUUUUUCCUCUGUAACGGCUGAGUAAAGGGUGCGCAGAGCCGCCCCGAGUUCCCGCGCUACGGACUGUUCACGCAGACUUGUGACUGGCAGUGCUGGCAGGAUGGAGUGGAUUUAUCCAGGUCACAAGCGUAGACUUGUUAAGAGAACAAAAAUGUCAUUUAAAAUAAAUUGCACGUCCUGAACAAA